This is a messenger RNA of Miscanthus lutarioriparius, 1503 nucleotides long. Lineage: Eukaryota; Viridiplantae; Streptophyta; Magnoliopsida; Poales; Poaceae. The record is from the annotation of a GenBank genome assembly.
AUGUCGACGUGCGCGGCGGACCUGGCGCCGCUGCUGGGCCCGGCGGCGGCGAACGCCACGGACUACCUCUGCGGCCAGUUCGCGGACACGGCGUCCGCGGUGGACGCCACGUACCUGCUCUUCUCGGCCUACCUCGUCUUCGCCAUGCAGCUCGGCUUCGCCAUGCUCUGCGCCGGCUCCGUCCGCGCCAAGAACACCAUGAACAUCAUGCUCACCAACGUGCUCGACGCCGCCGCCGGGGCGCUCUUCUACUACCUCUUCGGCUUCGCCUUCGCCUUCGGCACGCCCUCCAACGGCUUCAUCGGGAAGCAGUUCUUCGGGCUCCAGCAGCUGCCCAAGACCGGCUUCGACUACGACUUCUUCCUCUACCAGUGGGCCUUCGCCAUCGCCGCCGCGGCAGGCAUCACGUCGGCUCCAUCGCCGAGAGAACCCAGUUCGUCGCCUACCUCAUCUACUCCGCGUUCCUCACGGGGUUCGUCUACCCGUGGUGUCCCACUGGUUCUGGUCCACCGACGGCUGGGCCGCCGCCAGCCGCACCUCCGGCCCGCUGCUGUUCGGGUCCGGCGUCAUCGACUUCGCGGGCUCCGGCGUCGUCCACAUGGUCGGCGGCAUCGCGGGGCUCUGGGGCGCGCUCAUCGAGGGCCCCGCAUCGGGCGCUUCGACCACGCCGGCCGCUCCGUGGCGCUCAAGGGCCACAGCGCGUCGCUCGUGGUGCUCGGCACCUUCCUGCUGUGGUUCGGCUGGUACGGGUUCAACCCCGGGUCCUUCACCACCAUCCUCAAGUCCUACGGCCCCGCGGGGACCGUCCACGGGCAGUGGUCGGCCGUGGGCCGCACCGCCGUCACCACCACCCUCGCCGGCAGCGUCGCCGCGCUCACCACGCUGUUCGGGAAGCGGCUCCAGACGGACCACUGGAACGUGGUGGACGUCUGCAACGGCCUCCUGGGCGGGUUCGCGGCCAUCACGGCCGGGUGCAGCGUGGUGGAGCCGUGGGCGGCCGUCAUCUGCGGCUUCGUGUCCGCGUGGGUGCUCAUCGGCGCCAACGCGCUCGCCGCGCGCCUCAAGUUCGACGACCCGCUGGAGGCGGCGCAGCUGCACGGCGGGUGCGGCGCCUGGGGCGUCCUCUUCACGGGGCUCUUCGCGAGGCAAAAGUACGUGGAGGAGAUCUACGGCGCCGGGAGGCCCUACGGGCUGUUCAUGGGCGGCGGCGGGAAGCUCCUCGCCGCGCAGAUCAUCCAGAUCCUGGUGAUCGCCGGGUGGGUGAGCUGCACCAUGGGCCCGCUCUUCUACGCGCUCAAGAAGCUGGACCUGCUGCGCAUCUCGGCCGACGACGAGAUGUCGGGCAUGGACCUCACCCGGCACGGCGGCUUCGCUUACGUCUACCACGACGAGGACCCCGGCGACAAGGCCGGGGUUGGUGGGUUCAUGCUCAAGUCCGCGCAGCACCGUGUCGAGCCGGCGGCGGCGGCGGCGGCGGCGGCGGCGACCAACUACCAGGUGUAA